Molecule: messenger RNA, 1979 nt
Organism: Amoebophrya sp. A25
Lineage: Eukaryota; Dinophyceae; Syndiniales; Amoebophryaceae
Source: the annotation of a GenBank genome assembly
GAACAAGGUAAACGUAAAAGCCCUUCUACAAAAUCAGAUGCAUCAUCAAGAAGUAUCUUCCUCUGCUUCGGCUUCCAGAGAUGACAAAAACGAAAAAGAUGUUAUCGCCGUCUCUUCAAACAACGAGAAAAAUGCUUCCACGGCUUUGGGUCACCCUUCGACAGAGCUUGUGGAGAUUGUCGGAAAGCUGGAAGGACAAGAACUUCGAGAGCACCAAGAGAAUGGGCAUCAUGAUCGAGGAGCAGACAAUGCUAGCGGACAUGAUAAUGAAGAUGGACAAUCGGUGUCCUCAGAAGUAGAUGAUCAUGAUUCAACAUCUUCUGAGGAAGGAACCGGCAAUAGAGAUCGACCGUCUUUGGUCGAACAGAUCUUGUGUUGCCUCGUACCCUGUACGAGGAUAUUCUUCCAGAACAGGAGAAGACGACGUCCUAGUUGUAGAAAUUCAGGUGUAGCAGGAUCUUCGAGUAGGGGACGCAGAGGGCGGACUCGAGGCUAUGGAGAAGUGCCAUCUACUUCUGGCAAUAGGAGAACAGGAGGAGCAGGUCGUAGAAGUCGAUUCAGUUCCUCUUCCUCCCAGCCACCGCCUCCCAGAUGGAGCAACUACGGGAAAAUUUGGGUCUACAAGGACACGCUAUUCAUAGGACCUAACUGGGGGUUUUCCAUCGUUCUGUUCUGUAUGAUGCCUGCUUUGGCGUAUCAUUUCUAUGCCUCGAUCAUGUGCGGGUGGCGACUGGUUCAGAAACCUGUGCAGCCGAUGGCAGUUCCUACUGGCCAGAUGAGUAGUACUGGAGGACUACCUUCUUCUACGGCGUUGACGAGCAGGCAGCAACAUACUACAACUCCAGCACAACAACUACAUCCAGCAGGAGCAGCACUCCUGACAUCAAGAGCUCCUCAAUUAUUAAAUCUCCACAACGAUGUCGCGCAGCCUGUGUUAGCGUACCUAAAAUGGCACACGAUUUGGUGGUGGUCUUUGGUUGCUCUGGUGCAAUUCAUGUUCCUGAAAACAGUGUUCAAAGACUGCGGCGUCUAUCGGCAUGCGAAAAAUAGGCCAAGUUUUGGCCGAAGCCACAUCCUCUGCCCACCAGAAAUGGUCGAACUCCAACACGAGUGCUUCUCGAGAUUUUUCACGGUUAGAAGGAUCACCAGAGUGGAAGAAGGUACAGGACCUGCGUUAUCUUCUACCUCUAGUCAUCAACUGCCUUCUCCAGAUCCACUGCCUUCUCCAGAUCAACUGCCUUCUCCAGUACCACCACCUCUACGGCGAGCACCGACUCGAGCCCAGUAUAUUCCCUUAUGACUCCGGAUACUACAAACACGACUUUUUGACUGGAUGGCUCUGGUAUUUGGUAGCCUGAAUUCGAUCACAAGGAUCCCCUUCUUCUUUUCCUCAUGAUCCAACGAAGGCUAGUACCAAAUAUCGGAGCCACUCACUAAUAGAAAGACAGUGCAUGUGCAGAAAAAAAUUUUGAUCAGUGUCAUUGAUCUUGUUUCCAGUUCUUGGACUUGCGUACCUCAUUAUUAUCGGUUUUUGGGAUUUUUUUGGGGAUGGUCCAUCCAUGCCAUGCUUGUCAUCCAUGCCAUGCAAUCCACAACUUCAAGAAAAAGGCAACUUUCUAUUUUUAUCCUACUCAGUCUGCAAAUAACCUCCUCUUCUAAUCCCUUCCUCUGGCGAUCGAUUUUGUAACGCUUGCGACGUUGUACAGGACUCUGGCACUCUACAUUGCGAGUUUUGCGACACCUGUAUCCAAGGAUAUGACCACCACUGUCCAUGGACAGGCAAGUGUAUUGGUUCUGGGAAUAUGAAAGAGUUUCAGACAUUUGUCUCCCUAGUCGGUGUAGCGGUGUUGUAUAUGGUAGGAAUGGUAAUCGGGAUUCACUAUAGAUUUUGGAAUCAGAGCUGAAGAAAUGCUGUUCAACAAAUUUUUGGAAAUAAAAUAACCUCAACAACAAGAAUCUCAAUCUCGGUCUUGCUUCUG